Tyto alba (common barn owl) is the source of this 4374-nucleotide messenger RNA. It is a transcript of the gene FAM174B, whose product is annotated as family with sequence similarity 174 member B. The transcript has 3 exons. NCBI's taxonomy places the organism in Eukaryota, Metazoa, Chordata, Aves, Strigiformes, Tytonidae. The coding region runs from base 74 to 484 and encodes 136 amino acids. The record is from RefSeq and is a predicted model, not a curated record.
GGCGGGCCGGGCCGGGCCGGGCCGGGCCGGCGCUGCCUUCCGGGGCUCGGCAGGGCGGCCGGAGCCGGGCAGGAUGCGCUCCGCCGGCCCGCUGCUGCUGCUCUCGGCCUGCCUGCUGCUGCUGCUGCUGCCGCCGCUGCCGCCGGCCGCGCCCGGCCAGGGACCGGCGGCGGCGAACGGCAGCCGCCUGCCCGCCCAGCCGGCCGCCGCGCCCGGCAACCACAGCGGGGCCCAGCUCAGCCCCGUGCCCGCCCUGCUCCGCGACCUCUCCGCGCUGAAGGCCGCCGUCAUCGGGGCCUGCGCCCUCACGGCCGCCCUCAUCGCCUGCCUCCUGCUCCGCGUCUUCAGGUCUGGCAAGAGGAUUAAGAAGACCAGAAAGUACGACAUAAUCACCACUCCAGCUGAGCGGGUAGAAAUGGCUCCUCUGAAUGAAGAAGAUGAUGAGGAUGAAGACUCAACAGUGUUUGAUGUGAAAUACAGGUAAAACAGUUCCAUGGAGAGUUGGUGCCCUGCAAGACGUCAUUCUGCUGUCGAGGGACCUGCUGAAGCCAUAACUGUGAAAGGGGAGGCUUUCAUCUCUGCAGCGUCACAACCAAACCAAGCCUCACCUCCUUGAGGUGCUGUUUGUACAGCAGGCUAUGGAUCUUCUGACCAAAAUGUCACCCCUUGGUUCCCUGGUUUCCAAACCACUGUGUUGGAAUGACCAGAGUUCCUCUUUGCAAACCCAGCUCUCUCUUGCUUUAGGAGGGCUGUGGUGUCACUAAAGCAUGACAAGACACAGCCCUGUGUACUCACUUGCAGCUCAUUAUGGUCUAAGUAAGUUUUGCAAAAGGAAGACUGAACCAAGCUGCCCUAAGGACUUACUUCCUAAAAUCCUAAUUCAAUACUUCAGUCACUGUUAAACUUUGGUCGUUGUUAAAGAGAUCAUGUGUUUAAAAAAACCCAAGAAGUGUAUUUUUGGGGCCUUACAGAUGUGAUUUAUGACUUUAGGUGGUAAAAAUGUAAGCCAUGUUGAAAUGCCAUGCUGUAUGUUUAGUGUAGGAUUUUUAGGGGCGAGGGAGUAAGAGGUUGACUCAUGUAGAAAAUUUUCUUGACUUGCUACUGACUUUUUUUUUUUAAAAAAAAAACAAUUGCACUAAGCUUUCAUGAUGACAUUCUCAUUGACAUUCUCAUUGUUCCAAGGAGCUCUGAUCAGACCAACUUCAAUAGAUGAGACCAUGGGGAAGUAGGAAGAAUCAGGCAUGCCCUAAACUACAACAAUCUUGGAUUAAAGAAGAUAUAUUUUUGUAGUUUUCUGCCCUUCCACAGGGAGUAAAACCAGUGUUUUGUACUGUCCUGUGCUGACUGUAACUUGUCUACAAUUCAUCUAUAUUACUCUUUUUCUAAGUAAAAUAAGUCCUCAUGUGGAAUGAUUAGAUUUCAGAAGGAAUACCUUAUUUUUCAUGAAAGUUUCAUGUAAGUGAUCUUAAUCUGUAUCAAACUGGAAGUUUUCCCUUACCACCUGCUUGACAAAUCCCAUUUAACUCAAGGAUGCAUUUUUAACCAUCAUUCCCUGCUGUGCUUUGUGCUGCAGAGGUCAGAGCUGUGGGAUGACACUGUGAGAAUUAGAAUGCUGCAUCUGGAUAGAUUGGGUUUAGGAGACCACAAGUAUGUACACUUUCCAGGCCACCGUUCUAAAGGGCAAACCUAACUGGGUUAGUUUCUUUACUUUGUGGUUUUCCUUUAAAGUAACCACAGAUGCAGUUCAGACUUUACUGUACCCUUUAACACCUUUUAGUUUGGGUUUUUAAGCUGGCUGGAAUCUUGCUUUUCUUGGGGAACGCAUGUUUUCUAAUUGUUUUAGGUUUGUCCCACUGUUUGCUUGACCCUCUACUAGCCUCCUGCAGUUACAACCCCUCAAGGCGACUGCAGUUUCUGGCAAAGCACCAGUCUUUCAGCGAGCUGCCAGUUUUGGGGUUGGUUUUUUUUGAAGGCCGAUUGGGAUUUGAGGCUUGCUGAGAACACUGAACAGCUUUGUCAUGAUACCGUGACCUAUGCCAGUUCUGCACGGUUCCCUUGGGCUCUGCAGUCAGGAAAUGGAGGUGAAGGGGAAUUUUUUUUUUUUUUUUUUUUUUUCUCCUUCCCAGCAGCCUUGCACUUUCAUCGGAGAAGCUCCCAUAACACAGCUUGCUUUCCCUAGCCGUGACUCAGCAAAGGCUUUGCAAACAGCCCACUCAGCCUGGAUGGAAAAAUCCCACAGCAGACUGUUGUGUUAAUAAUAGUCAUCAAGGCAAUAUAAAAAUACUAUGCUAUUUUCAUUCAUGGAAUGAGUUUGAGUCAUUCUGUAUACAGUUACUAAGCAAUAUUUAAUGUGUCAGCUGCGAGGUGAGGACGAGGCCAAGCAGGUUGUGUUCUGGCUGGUAGAAAUUGCAGAGACCAGUAGGUUCAAUGAUGGUGCGGGUUGAGGUAAGGUCUGGGGCUCUUUCCCCACCUAGGUGAAACAGGUGUCAGGCUGGCUGAUGCUGAAGGAAAUAUAUUGUGUCUCUUCAGGGCUAAAGUACUUUGAAGACCAAGUAUUGAACUUCUUGGGCAGACUGAGUCCUUUUGAAGUCAGAGAAGUGGCGAUGCUGAGAGAGGAGAAGGAGGUUAAAAGCUUCUGUCUGUGUUUGUGGAAGGAGGCGAUGGAGCGAGGUGACUGCCCUGUCAGAGCAGAUACCAUAGCAACAUGUUUGUGUCCACUCCUCUGCCAAACUCAUUAAGCUGAACAUCAGGUGCUGGGGAUGAGUGGUGGAGAGGGAAUGAAGCCUUCUCUUUGAACAAAAGAAAGGUGAGACCAUGUUAUGCAGGAGAGAGAUGAGAGGAAAAGUUGCAUAAUGGACACUUCUUUCCAAGGAUGUCAGUUCCUGAAAUAGGAGUUUUUCCCACAACUUUAGGUCACUUGCUGAGUUAGACUGGCGAAGGCCAUCCACUCCCUUUGCUUGUGGCUAAAAAAUCCCACUGUCUCUAUAACGCGGCCAAAUCUCAGUGGUGGACAGGGACCAGAUAUUUGAGAUGUUGUGAUGGAGGUGCUCAACUGCCACUGGGAUGCUCUGGCUCCUCAGAGAGGUGCCAAACCACGUGCCGUAAGCUAAAAAGUGCUUAUAGGGUAGCAGCAGCUGCUUGGUAGAAAUAAAAGGCCAACCUCACCAGUUGUUUAUGGUCAUGAAAAUAAUCCGAAUGCUUUGUUUGAUACUCAGUUGCUGUUGCAAAUGUGAGGCCAUGUUUACCUCUACAAAAGUUGCUGUAUGUGGUUUAAAGUGUCUGGUUAAAUAUUCUAUAGCUAUAUUUAGUUAAGAUUUUAAGAGCACUUGAUGUGACUCAUCUAAUAGUGUAUAUAUCUGAAUAUUUUUUUAAUGGUAGGAAUUAGUUUAAAACAUAGUUUUAAUAAUUUGAACUGUUUGGUUCAGAUAGUUUUAGGAGUUCAUCGGAAGAGAAAUAGCCAUUAACCACUACAUGAGUGUUUUACCUUAAUGUUCUGUGUAUCUUAACACUGCAGAUUUAGUCUGAUUGUGACUGUAAUGUGUCUUAAUAUCUGCUGCUAUUUUGUGUUGCAUAGUCAAAACUUGCUUUGUUCAAGAGCAUUCUUAAAGGCGUACUUUUUUGUUACAGAAAAUGAAAAAAACAUUAUUACAAAUGUCUGCCUGUAGCUCACUCACUGCUUACAAAAUCUACCAACUAGAAGCAGAGUCAAACAGAGCAAACAAAUUAGAGGCUUUCCUAUUUGUGCAUGCUGUGCUGUGGAGGAAAAACCCUGCACAGAAUUGCAGCUUCUUUACUCCAAUCUCAGCCGUUAUCGGAGAUUACAUUUGAGAAGCCAGAAGUUGGUGUGCCAUGCCUGCCUGCAGAAUUGAGUCAGAAAUGCACAGAUAGCUUUGUAUUUUUUUUUUUUUUUUUCUCUCCUUUUCCUCCUGAAAGAUGUGGAGAUGACUGCAAACGCUUGUUUAGUACACUAACUUGUGCUAUCCUAAUACUUAUCUUAAGCCCAAACUGACUUGGAAAAGUCUACAGGCGCUAAUGAAGCUUCAACAUACAAACAUAAAUGCACUUAAACGUUUUGUUUGGAACUAUUCUUUCUGAUUCACUGUAUGUGGUAUAAUCUCUGCAGGGUGGCAGGCUAUGGUUUUCAUUAAGGGCUUUUUCUUCUGUUAGAUGAGUUGCUGCUGCUGCAGUUUUUGUGUGAGGAGUUAUCAGGACCAUGCAUUUUGUUUUGUGCAAUCGCUUGAACUUUUUAAAACAUGUUUAAGAAAAUUUGUCAUUGUGACCAAAGCUGCUUCUUAAGAAAAAAUUGGUAAGACAAGUUUGAAUGGCCUUCUCAUGUUUCAAUAGAAACUGCCAUCAUUAAACAUGUUCUUGAAA